Onthophagus taurus is the source of this 1199-nucleotide messenger RNA. RefSeq lists its product as uncharacterized. The record is from RefSeq and is a predicted model, not a curated record. Lineage: Eukaryota; Metazoa; Arthropoda; Insecta; Coleoptera; Scarabaeidae. Gene Ontology annotation, cellular component: nucleus.
AACCUAAUUUAAGGUUAUGUUAUUGAAUGCAAUAAAAACAUGUUUCGAAUAUUUAGGCCUAUUUUAAUUCGAUUUGCCCCAAAAAGCACGACGAAAUAUAAAAGUACAAUAGCAAAACGAGUUUCUAAACGAAAUCGGAGCGUUAAUCCAGGUGUCAACUUACAAAGGAGGAUAUUAUCAGAAAAUGAAGCUGAACUGAAAAGGAUUGAUUUGGAUAGUAUUGAAGCUGAUUUUACAAAUUUAGAAUGUUCUCAUAAAGAUUUCGUGGAAGAAACUAAAGCGAUUAAGGAACAAGAACAAUAUUUAAUCGUCCGAGAAAAAUAUUUUAAAGAAAAAUACCCAAACUUUUUAACGUGGAGUGAUAAAUUACAAAUUAGACAUUUGUAUAGUACGGAUCCAGAAGAAUGGUGUGUUGAAAAGCUUUCCCAUGGAUUUCCCGCGCUUCCUGAAGUUAUAAAAAAAAUUGUUAAAUCAUCUUGGUCAAAAACAAAUCCCAAUAAAAUUAAAAACCACGAUUUAUCUGUAGAAAAAAAUUGGGAUUUAUUUAAAGAAGGAAAACUUGACCUUCCGUCAGAAUUAAAGGAGCAUUUAAAUAAAUUUACUUCUCGUAAAAUGAAUCAUUUCGAACUAAGCGCAGAGAAAAAACCUGUGAUAAAGAAAAUUGAUGGGGAAUUUUCUGAGAUUUUAAAAAGUUACGAUCGAUUAAAAAAUAAAAAUAAAGAAAAUUUCGAGUGUAAUGAAAGCGAAAAAAUUCAACUUAAGAAAACAAAAAAAUUGGGGGGAAACACAAUGUUAAUUAACUCCGGUGAUUUAGAAAAUGAUAAAAUUAUGAAGAAAGAUAACAAAUUAGUAACGUUAAGUGAAUUAAAAAAUAGAAUAGGGAAGAAAUCUGAAAUGGGGAAUGAUUUAAGCAUGGAAGAUCAAUUAUUGUUGAGAGAGAAUAAAAUUGAAUUAGAAAAUGUUAAAGAAAUUGGCUCGAUUGUUGAUAUAAGCGAAUUAAAAAAUACAAAUUAUUUAUCAACUCAAGUUAAAUCAAAAAAAGAUUUUAAACAUUUAGAAUAUCCCGAAAAAAUAAUUAUUCCAAAAGAUAAAUUUAAAAAAGGUUACACUUAUAAAUUAAAUGAUUGUUUUUAUGAUUGCGAUGGAUUAUUUUUAUAUAGAGUACCAGGAAUGGAAAAGUAAAGAUUUAAUAACUUUUA